Aspergillus chevalieri is the source of this 567-nucleotide messenger RNA. RefSeq lists its product as uncharacterized. NCBI's taxonomy places the organism in Eukaryota, Fungi, Ascomycota, Eurotiomycetes, Eurotiales, Aspergillaceae. The record is from RefSeq and is a predicted model, not a curated record. Gene Ontology annotation, biological process: protein transport. The coding region runs from base 1 to 567 and encodes 188 amino acids. The transcript has a single exon.
AUGGCCGACGAACCCGACUUCAACGACCUCGUCCACGACGCCAUUAACGACUUCUUCAGCCAAAUCUUCGGCGUCGUCCAAGCCGGCUUCAACCGCUUCACUACAAACUUCUACAACUCCUUCGCGCAAGUCUCCACCACCCGCUGGACAAAAGUCAUCGGCUCCGUGGUCUUCUACAUCAUCAUCCGGCCCUAUAUCGAGCGGUUCUUCCGCUGGUCGAGUGACCGCGAGCGCAAGCGCCGCGAGGAAAAGGAGAAGCAGCAGGCUGAGGCGACAGGGUAUAGCGAGGGGAAGAAGGCAAAGGUUUCUGCGAAUAGUUUGCGGAGUGGGAAGCCCGUUGCUGCUGAGAAUGAGGGUGGGAGGGUGUUAGGGGAGGUGGAGAAUACGGACGACGAGGUUGAUGAUGAUGAGGAAGGGGAGGCGGUUCGGUUUGCCAAGGAGAAUGGGGUGCCGGAGUGGGGGAAGAAUGUGCGCAGGAGGCAGAAGAAGCAGCCGAGUCAUAAUCUGACCGAAGCGCAGUUGUUGGAGAUGUUGGAUUGGAGCGAGGAGGAGGGUGAGAAGAAGUAA